GCCUAGGGACUAGGGUUUUCAGAGUUUGAAAAGACGAAAUAGUGAGAGAGGAAUUGAAAAAAGCGAGCCAUCAUGAAGAAAAGGGGAAGGAAGUGUAAGAAUACAGAAGAACAAAGAGAUGAAGAACACGACCCGUGUUCCAUCAUUGCUCUGGAACUUAAAGUAGAGAUUCUCAUGAAACUGCUGCCGGAAUCCAUAGCAAGGCUAGGUUUCGUUUCGAACCACUGGUCAUCGAUCAUCCGCGGCAAAGACUUCACCGACUUGUACCAGACUCGAUCUUCGUCACAGCCGCGUCUUCUUUUCGCUGUCUACCGUCGCAACACGCAGAAGCACUUCUUUCACUCCUGCUCUCAGGAGGACCCGUCUUCUGAUCAUAGUAGGGUCAGUUACACUCUCAAUUCGGAUCUACGGUACUGUUUUAAUCCACCCAUCGGCGGUUUCAUCUUUGGUCGAAACGGUACUAAAGCGAUCAUUGGAAACCCUAGUACUGGUCAGUUUGUAUCUUUGCCUAGGGUUAAAACGAACAGAAAGAACAUAUUCUCUGUUUUUGGAUACGAACCAGUUAAUGAUCUAUACAAAGUGUUGUGCAUGACGGUGAUCACUAAACGUGGAUCACAAAGCUUCAAGUGGGAAGAUCCUUUCUAUGAGGAGCCUAUGACAGAGGAGCAUCAAGUUUUAACGGUAGGACCUAAACAAAAAUGGAGAAUGCUCGAAUGUAAGUUUAUCCAUCGUCAUCAUUCUGGAUCUCCAGGGAUAUGCAGGAAUGGGGUUGUGUAUUAUCUAGCUUCUCUCAACGAUGAAAAAUCUCUAGUAAGCUUCGAUCUUAGAUCUGAGGACUUUAAUGUCAGUAAGCUACCUGAGGAUUAUAUACUACAACAGUUUGGUAAUUUGGUGAACCACAGUGGAAAGAUAGCUAUAGUGUGUCAUGGAUACAGCGGUCCAAUGGACCUAUGGGUUCUUGAAGAUGCAACCAAAGAAGAAUGGUCAAAAUUUGCUGCCGUGAUCCCUUCUAUUAAAGAUAUAUAUGGGAAUGAUCAAAAGGUCAUGUUCUGCGGUAUACUUGCUACCGGUGAGACUAUACUUGCACCGAUCCCAUCCCCUAACCCGUUCUUUUUUAUCUGUUACGAUCCCAAGGAAAAAGAUGCCAGAAAAGUUGUGAUUGAAGGAAUUGGGGAUGACUCUGCUGUUAUCCGAGUCUUUUUCGAUCAUGUAGAAAGUCAUAUGGUUCUGCCAAAGGUACGUUAAGUUGUUGACAACUAGCUAGUUC
Messenger RNA from Camelina sativa (false flax), 1267 nucleotides. RefSeq names its product F-box/kelch-repeat protein At3g04660-like. Gene Ontology annotation, molecular function: protein binding. The record is from RefSeq and is a predicted model, not a curated record. NCBI's taxonomy places the organism in Eukaryota, Viridiplantae, Streptophyta, Magnoliopsida, Brassicales, Brassicaceae.